CGUGCCUGCCACUCGGAGGCAGAGGAAAUGAAGGCGAGUUCCUCUGAGUCAGGAGCCAUUAGCCCAAGAAGCUGGAGCGCCCAGCGCCAAGCGCCGUGAGUGCGGGCGCGGGGAGCCGGGGCGCGGAGCCCAGCCUGCGGCCGGGCGCUGGGGGGACCCGAGCGCCGCCGCCGGGCGCCCUGCUCAGGUGCUUUCAAGCUGGGAUGAGCGUCUCCCCCGCCACCUGGCACUCUGGAGCAGUUCUUUAAUCCUCCCAAACCACCCAUAUCCGUCCGGAUUUGUGUCCCGGAGCAGGAUUGGCUCCAGGCCUUUUUCCCCUUGGCACCAUGGAUUCCUCAGCUGCUCUGGCUUCUGCUCCUCCUUCUUCGGCUCCCUCUGGGUCCCGGAGCCCAAUGUUUUCCUCAGGAGCCGACCGAGAGGAGUGGGGACCUAGGUUCAACUGUGCCCCUUCCACUUCUGCUGCAGCCUCCCAGGGGUUGGCCACAUCUGGCCGGAAGAGGAAAGCCAAUUUCUCCAACGACGAGACUGAGACUCUGGUCUGGAACGUGGUUCGGCACUUCAGCGCCCUCUACGGCUCCGAAUCCCUCCGAGCUCACCCUGUGCGGCGGAAGCAGCUGUGGACCCAGAUCCAGAGCCGGGUCAACUUCCUGGGCUACACGGAGCGCUCCAUUGAUGAUCUCAAGCACAAGUGGCGAGACCUUCGGCUGGACGUCAAGAAGAAGAUCACCUCAAAGAAGCAUCCCCCUAUGAACAGGGCAGGAGGGCCUCUCCACAAACCCCGCCUCACUCCCCUGGAGAAGAUGGUGGCCUCUACCUUCUUACAGGCCAGCCAUGAUUCAGAGCCCGAGAUCAUCUUUGACCCCGACUUGUUCUUCCCAGGUGCGUCCAAACAAUCGAUCAUGGCCUUCCAGCCUGCAGUCAGCCACCCCAGCAUCUACAUAGACACCAACGGGCAGCCCUCUUCUUUGCCUGACGUGGAAGGUUCCGCCGUGCCUCGGCUCGCAGUCCAGAGUCCAGACCCUUCUGUGAUCUGUGAAUACAGCCGAGGCGAGGGGCAGAGCAGUUCAGCCGAAUCGGGGCCGGAGCUGCGAACUCCAGAGAUGUCGGCCAUGUCCCCGCCUCUGAGAAACGAGUCCCUUGUCUCCUACGCCUCCAUGUCGGAGGAAGAAGAGCGGGAAGGCCAGGAGGUGGACGGGUGCCCCGGCGCAGCGAUGGGCCUUCAGCCUGUCCCAGAGUCCCAGCUGUCGGCCGAGGAAAGCGCGAAGGCAUCCCGGCAGGCCAUGCUCAUCCGCCGGUGCAAUUCCCAGGGCUCCAUGAGCUCCCUCCCCGAGGAUACGCUCAACCACGUGGACGCUCACGCAGACUGGGCCCACGAAGGGGUCUCCGACCUCCCCUCCUUGGGCAGGGUGCUGGACGCCUCCCAGCCAGAAGAGGAGGAGGGCAGCCGGGGCCCCGAGGCGGGCUCCUUGCCCAGGGUACUGAUGGGGCCCACGUGGGAGAAGCAGCAGCAGCAGGAGGAGGAGCAGCAGCAGGCGCGCUCCCCGCUGCAUGGCGCGCUCACCGAGGAGUCCCUGCCCUCCUCCGCCUCGCCUCAGGAGGACCAGCCCCCUGCCCCGGUGCCGCCCUCGCGGGGCCUGGGCUGCUCUUGGCUGCGGGAGGGCAGGAGGGAGAGCUGGAGGACUAACAUCCACCGCCUGCUGGACCUGGAGGAGCAGUGGGACCAGCUGUACCACCAGGAGCUGGCCAUGUGGCAGGAGGAGCGGGCCACGCAGCGGGAGGAGCGGGCGCGGGACAGGGAGCUGCAGUUCCGCUUGCUGGGCGUCCUGACGGACAUCCGGGACGAGCUGCGGUACCUGCGGCAGGAGCGGGCCAGCGCCUGCCAGAGCCAGGCCCCGCCCGCCGAGGCCGAGGCCGGCGGGCUCCUAGACCAGCCGCCCAAAGCGGAAGUCAGCUUCCCCGGGCCGACCCUGGGCAGCGCCGGCUGGGGAGAGAGCGCCAUGGCCAGCAGGAACCCCUAUGGCAGCCGGGGGCGGGGCCGGCGCCGGGGCCGGCCGCGUGGCUCCGCCUCCAAACACAGACGCCUCUUCCUGACCAAUAGCUAGGAGUGGCUGGGGGCUGUCAUGGACAGUGACGGACACGGUGUGCGGACAGCCCUCCCGGAGUCUGGGGGUGAGCGCACGGGGUGGGCACGCGGCGUGCGCCUGGACAUGGCAGGGCAGGGGUGAGUGUGGUGGGAGGGGGGGGUGCCCGCUACAGAGGCUGCGUGUGUGUGCUGGAGGCGUGUGUGUGGCGGGGGGGAGAGAGGGGACCAUUUGGGAAUAUGCCUGGUGUGCAAACACGUCGGUGCGUGUGUGAGAGCUGGGGAACCGACAAUGCCAGUGUAAGUUUAUGGCAGGUGUGGGUGCAGUUUGAGUGUCUGCACCAGCACCUCUCCGGGGGGGGGGAAGGCGUGUGUGGGGUGGGUGUGCGACAUGUGGGGAGAAGUGUGCGAGCCUGUGGUGUGCAUGUCAGUGAGAAUGGGGUGUGAAUGUGUGGGCUGCAGGCAGGACUGCAGAUAUGUGGGGGGGGGCGCGAAUGCAUGUGCUUGUGAACUUGCAGUGGCAGAUGUGUAAGCAAUGCAUGGGUGUGAGCAUGUGGCACAUGUAUGGGAGAGCUCUGCAGGGCUGGUGUGCAGUGGGAAGUGUGUAAGGCCAUAGUGGUGCGUGUCUGAGUGCAAGUGGGUGAGCAUGUACUGCAUUGUGCGUGUGUACACAAGUCCAGUGUGUGUGAAUGAGGCAGCCGUGUGGCAGGGGGAUUUGUUUGGGAAUGGAGGGGUGUAUGUGAGGGUGAGCAGCCCUGGGAGGCUGUGAUUGGUUGCCAGGGGGCGUAGGAGGGGUGGUGUCCAUGGCAUGAGCGUGAGCAUGUGUGCUUGUGAAGGUGGUGUCUGUCUGAGCAGUGGGAGGGUGUUAGUGCCCAGGAUGUGUGCGCACACAGCUGGAUGUCUGUGGCCAUGGGGGAGAGCCAGCUGUGCUCAGGAUGGCAACGUGUGAAUGCAGGGGGGCAUGCUGUGUGUGUGUGUAAGUGACUGGCUGUGAUUGCACCCGAGAGGUGUGUGCACAGGAGUGUAUGACUGCCCGGCAGGGCACGCUGGGGGCACAGGGACAAUCAGGCAGCGGCGCACUUGUACGAGCAGGAGUGGCUGGGGGUGGGGGCUGAGUGCACGUACGUACGUACGUACGUGUGUGUGUGUGAGCGCACGGGGAGGUGAGUCCGAGCAGCGGUGGGAGGGUGCGUGUCUGUCGUGCAUUUAGGAGAGAUGCUUGUGUUGGGGGGGCGUGUGCAU
Molecule: messenger RNA, 3322 nt
Organism: Caretta caretta (loggerhead turtle)
Lineage: Eukaryota; Metazoa; Chordata; Testudines; Cheloniidae
Cellular component (GO): nucleus
Source: RefSeq, a predicted model, not a curated record